UCUAUAAUAUUCAAAAGUACCUAAUAAAUCAAUACACCUGUCACUAAUAAUGAAGAUAACAACGUCUUAAACAAUGAGACUACUUAGCUUCAAGAAUUGGGUAUUAAUUAGUUGGUGUAUUAAACAUUAUCACACAAAUUAGUCAUAUUUGAUGCCCAUAUAAGAUGGUCUUUAUAGGAUUUGAGAACAUAAAAUAAAAUGGAUAUGAAGAAGAAUUGGUUGAGUUCAAGCGUUACUAAUUCAAGAGAGAGCAUAAGGUUGGGUAGAAGCUAUACAAAACCACACUAUAGAAGCUAUUAUUCAUCACCAAGUGGCAAUAAUUGUGAAGGAAGCAACUCAAAGAGAGUUUGGAAGAUUAUUUGGAGGAAGCUAAAGAGGGACAAGAAGAAAGUUUAUGUUUCUCCGGCGGCCGCGAUGGCAAGGGAUGGUGUUUAUGAUCCGGAAACUUACUCGAUGAAUUUCGAUCAUGGAAUGGGGUGGAUGGAACCCGACAACCUCCCCCGGUCGUUCUCGGCGAGAUGAAGAUGAUGAUGGAACAUACUCUAGCUUGGAUCAAGUUCUGAUUAACACAUCAAAUUAUUAUUUUACCAAUCUUAUUACUUUACAUUUUUUUUCUUUAGCUCAUGUUUUAUACUUUGAUAAAUGAAAAAUAAAAUAAACAUUUUAAUUCUU
Arachis ipaensis is the source of this 672-nucleotide messenger RNA. NCBI's taxonomy places the organism in Eukaryota, Viridiplantae, Streptophyta, Magnoliopsida, Fabales, Fabaceae. The record is from RefSeq and is a predicted model, not a curated record.